Molecule: messenger RNA, 10125 nt
Organism: Poecilia reticulata (guppy)
Lineage: Eukaryota; Metazoa; Chordata; Actinopteri; Cyprinodontiformes; Poeciliidae
Source: RefSeq, a predicted model, not a curated record
CAUCCCGACCCGUCUCCUCCCGUUUUCAUCCGGAAAAUGAGGAACGCCGCGGUGGGGACUGGCUGUGACAUCCGCCUGAAGGUGACCGUGGUUGGGGACCCCCAGCCGUCCCUGUACUGGUACCACAACGACGAGCUGCUCAACAUGGAGAACCAGGAGUACGGAGGCCUGUGGAUUAGGGACUGCAAGCCCAGCGAUGCUGGCCUCUACACCUGCAUCGCCAACAAUCACMUGGGAGAAGCCCGGACCAGCGCCGUGCUGGCMGUCCUGGAUCUGGGUGAAGACUCUGAGACAACAGAAGAUGAAGGUGGCGACCAGUUCGAGACCAAAGAKGACCGCGGGGACGCCGAGGACCAGGCCGUUCAUGUGAUGGAGAAAUGUGGAGAGGACAGAAGUAGAACACAUGGACAMGAGGAUCUCUCUACCAGAAGCCAAGACGAUUUUGCAAGAGAAUCUCCUCCCCAAGUUCUUCCACCGCCAUCGCCAAGGCUGGUCAAGCGUGGCCCGUCCUCUCCGAUGCCAAGCCGCUCUGGUUCAACCACUCCUGUCAGCUCGCGUAAGAAAAUCGUUGUGCCAACUGAAUACCWAGACACGGUUCCAGGAGAGUUUGAGGAAAAGACAAAGCAGCCAAAAAGUGUUUGUCAGGGAGGCGGCCAGGACUCCAGGCCACAGACCCCACUGAGUGAGUCUUCYCGAAAAGAGUUCAACCUCAGACCUUCUCCGAAGCUGACACGGGCGAGCUCAAAGGUUUUCGAGAAGGUCCGUGGCUUAGAGGAGCGGCGGCGAAGCCUCGAUAUUCCAGAAGGUUCUGUCUCGGGAAGGUCCUGGGCCGGGUUCAACCGUGCUGGGUCGGUAGAUUCAGACGACGGUGGAAGCCGGUUGGGCAUCUCCAGGGAGAGUUCAAGAGAAGAUCUUCGAGAGGCUUUGAAAGAGGAUGCUGCUGAACGGAGGUCCAUGUUUAAGCAGAGAGCUGCUUCCCUGGAGGAGAAACCUCGCUACUCUCAAAAGGUUCAGGACAUCGAGAACAAGUUCACGGAAGAGCUCCAGCGCAUCAAGAAACUGGUUGGGAAACCCCAUCUGAAGAAAUCCUUCUCCACCGAACAGCUCACCCUGAAGGGGAAGCAGCGCCAGCCUUUCAGGAAAAUCGAACCGAUUCCUCCACAGGUUCUACAGAAGCUGCAAGAAAGAGAACGCGCUCAGUGGGAAAAGGAGCAAAGGGAGAAGGGCCCGAGUCAGCAACAGCAGCAGGAACUGCAUCAACCCCAGAAGACAACAACAACCGGCCCAACAGCGGGGAGAUYCAGAGACGCCSCGGGRCCGCCGGAGUCCGUGCAGCUAUCAGAGCUGCCUGGACAGCGCUUCGUCCGGGAGUUACACCGAGUCAGUCCGGUAACAGAAAUACUCCCCAGGUCGUCUUCRCCAGCUUUACUUCAACAGCAAAGGGCCGAGUCGCCCAAUGUCACAAUGACGCUGCGUAAGGUCGAGCGACGGCCCCCAAGUCCGCUCGUUCAAAGAGUUUCUCGAAUGCAAGAAUCACCUCACAGCCAAGAGCCGGAGACGGGGAGGAAGACGCCCGUUGAGGUGGCAGUGAGGAAAAUUGAAAACAGACCUGAAAGUCCUCUGGUGCAGAAAAGGGCUGUCAUUAUGCAAGACCUUCACCUUCAGCCUCGUCCAAAAUCCCCACGAGUAACAUCYGUUACCCCACCAGAGGACGUGAUGGAGGUGUCCAAACCAGCUCCACAGUUAAAGGUCCCUACGAUUAUUGUUGAAGAUGAGAAAAUGGACGAGGACGUUCCUGCAAAGACAAAAGAGCYCAAGCAGACGAGUACCAAGGAGGGGAAACCUCCGAAGACCAAAGGGAAGAGCCGCCGUCCUCGUCCUCUGUCUCCAGAGUUAGAUUCCUCAGACGAUUYGUACGUYUCUGCUGGAGAAGACCCGAUGGAGGCUCCYGUGUUUGAGUUCAGCCUCCAGGACACCGUAGCAUCCGCUGGCGCAGACGUGCUGCUGAAAACCAUAAUCGCAGGAACCCCGUGUCCUGAAGUUACCUGGACWAAAGACAACAUGGACGUCACAGGCACGCCGAGCUACCUGGUGAAGGUGGAAGGCGAACGGCACAGUCUGCUCAUAAGAUCAGCUACAGCAGCUGACAGUGGGAAGUUCUGCGUGACUGCAGUCAAUCAGAUGGGAAGAGCCGCCAGCAGCGCCACGCUCACAGUCAGAGCAGACUCUGUGCAGGAGCUAAAAGGAGGUUUGGGUGUGCCGAUGGAAAUCAGCAGCCCGAUAACGUCUGACGAAGAGUAUUUAAGUCCUUUGGAGGAAGCUACGGACUUCGGAGCUCAAGAGCCGAGACGAACUAUUGACGCAAGAUUCAGGGAACCUCCUGCUUUUCUGGCAGCAAUGGCCGACCAAUCUGUCACUGAAGGCCAGGAAGUGACCAUGUGUGUUCGGGUCACAGGACAACCGAAGCCCAUGCUCUACUGGCUGAGGGACAGAGUGACGGUGAAGUCGGACGCCCGGCACGUCGUUCGGGAGGCGGCGGACGGCGCCUUCGAGAUGACCAUCAGGUCUGCGGCCAAAUCCGACUCUGGAGUUUAUACGUGUCGCAUCAUCAACGAGUACGGCACCAAGCAGUGCGAAGCCAGGCUGGAGGUCAAAGGUCAGCUGCACGGAUGCGCCCUGCUGAACUGCAAGAUGCACUUCGACGGCAGGAAGUGCCGCCUGCUGCUCAACUCCGUCCACGAGGACGACAGCGGGACGUACACCUGCAAGCUCAGCACCGCCAAAGAGGAAGUGACGUCAAGCGGGAAACUCAAAGUGAUUCCGUCACURGAGCCUCUGUUCACUCGGAAGUUGGACGUUCUGGAAGUGAUUGAGGGUCGAAACGCUCGAUUCGACUGCAAAGUGAGCGGGACGCCGCCGCCGAAAGUCCUCUGGAGCCACUUUGACCAGCCGCUCGUCGAAAGCGAAGACGUCAGGAUGGUCCAGGAGGGCGGCCGCCAUUCUCUCAUUAUUUCCCACGUGACGAGUGACGAYGAAGGUUUUUACACCAUCAGAGCCCGAAACGCUCACGGAGAAGCCGAGAACUCUGCUGAGCUGUACAUCCAGGAGCCGCGGCCGGCCAUCUCCUCUCAGAUGGCCAAACUGGAGAAGAUGCCGUCCAUCCCAGAGGAGCCCGAGGUCCCGGAGAACGAGGUGGAGCGCUUCACCAUGCCCGACUUCAUCAAGCCUCUCUUCGACCUGGAUGUGAUCGAGGGGAAGGAGGCGGUGCUGAAGUGCAAAGUGGCCGGUUUGCCGUACCCGACCAUCGCCUGGUUCCAUAACGGCCGGAGGAUAGAGAGCACCGAGGACAGGAAGAUGACGCAGUUCCGUGACGUCCACAGCCUGGUCAUCCGCUCUGUGUGUCACGCUCAUGGUGGCGUUUAUAAGAGCGUCAUCGCCAACAAGGUGGGAAAGGCCACCUGCUAUGCACAUCUCUAUGUUACAGAUAUUCUUCCUGAUCCUCCUGAUGGUACUCCAGUGAUUGAGUCCAUCACCGGAAAAACCAUCACUUUGAGCUGGAAGAAACCCAGAAGGUUGGACCCUUCCAUUGAUCCCAACUCCCUGAUGUAUGCCAUCCAGCAGCAAGCACUCGGCUCCAUCCAGUGGAUCAUCAUCGCCUCUGGUCUGAAAGAAACCACCUACAUCAUCAGCACCCUCUCCAAAGGCGUCCGCUACGCAUUCAGGGUCCUGACCAUCACCUCCAAAGCCUUCAGCAAACCCUCCCCGGCCACCGAUCCGGUCCAGCUCCUGGACAGAGGUCCGUACCUUCAGGAGGCYCCAGUGAUCAUCGAUAAACCAGACAUUGUGUAUGUGAUUGAAAACCAGUCAGUCACAAUCUCCAUCACUCUGAAUCAUGUCAACACCGCAGUCACCUGGAAGAGGAAAGGAGCAACUCUGACCAACAAGCCCGGCCUGUAUGAGAUGGCCAUGCCGGACGACGACCAGCACACGCUGAAGCUGCUGAAGGUGAAGAGUUCGGACGUCGGUGAGAUGAGCUUUGUGGCCACCAAUGAGUUYGGAAGYGACAGCUGCAGCUUCAGCGUGGAGACGGCCGCGCCGCCGACAUUCGAGACGAUCAUGGAAGACCUGGACGUCUGUUCYGGGGAGACACCUCGCUUUGCUGUGGUCGUGGAGGGCAAACCUGUCCCUGACAUCCUCUGGUUCAAGGUGCUAACGCCAAGUUAUUCAUGGAAACUNGUCUAUGAUGACAACGAAUGCUCCCUGGUGGUCCUGAACGCGCACCCCGAGGACUCCGGCGUCUACACCUGUACGGCCCGAAACCUGGCCGGAUCUGUGUCCUGCAAAGCCGAACUCACCGUUCAUCAGGCUAAGAGGAAGGAGGAACCCAUGGAUGACGAGGAGAGUAUCCUGAGGAAGAUGCGCAGACUGACCGAUUACUACGACGUCCACAAGGAAAUUGGAAGGGGAACGUUUUCCUACGUGAAGCGGGUGAAGCAGAAAGCCACCAARAUGGAUUACGCCGCAAAAUUCAUCUCGACUCGAGCGAAAAGGAAGGCGUCGGCUCUGAGAGAGAUGAGACUGCUGUCCAAGCUGGACCACGAGAGAGUCCUCUACUUCCACGACGCCUUUGAGAAGAAGAACGCAGUCGUCAUCAUCACAGAGAUCUGCCAUGAGGAGCUGCUGGACAGAUUCAACAGGAAAUCCACUAUCCUGGAGUCUGACGUGCGUUCAUGUGUGCGACAGCUGCUGGAGGGACUGGACUACCUUCACCAUCUGAACAUCAUCCACCUGGACAUAAAGCCCGAUAACAUCCUCAUGGCGGAUCUCCAAAGCGAUCAGAUCCGUUUAUGUGAUUUCGGAAACGCCGUUGAGUUCACGCCCGAUGAGGCUCAGUACUGCAAAUACGGCACGCCCGAGUUUGUUGCACCAGAAAUCGUCAACCAGACGCCUGUUUCAAAAGCCACCGACAUAUGGCCUGUCGGGGUUAUAUCGUACCUGUGCCUGACUGGAAUCUCCCCGUUUGCCGGGGAAAGCGACCGCAGCUCUGUCCUGAACAUCAGGAACUACAACGUGGCUUUUGAAGAGAACAUGUUUGCUGAUCUUUGCAGAGAGGCUAAAGGGUUCAUCAUCAAGCUGCUGGUAGCGGACAGGCUGAGACCCGAUACUCAGGAGUGUCUUCGACAUCCGUGGUUCAAGAUCCUAAGCAAGGGGAAGGCCAUCAGCACAGAAGGUCUGAAGACGUUUGCUGCUCGCAGAAAAUGGCAGCGUUCCAUWAUCGGCUAUAAAUCAAAAAUGGUCAUGAGAUCCAUACCAGAGUUGCUGAACGAUUCCUCGAGUCACACCUCGAUUGCCAUCCAGAGGCACCAGAAGGAAGGCUCACCCCUGCCGUCUUCAUCGUCUGAUUCAGACGAAGACAUUGAUGAGCUUCCUUUUAUUCCAAUGCCACUCAACAUGGACUUCUCUGGAUCAAGAAUGUCACUGAAURACAUUCARACCACUGAGCAGGAAUCAGGAAAGAAGAAUGAAACAAGUUUAUCUUCCCAAGGUCAGGAGACCAUGGAGUUUGACUCGCAGGAGCAGGAAACGGUAAGAGGCGAGGCCGGGGGGAAAGGCYGUCUUCGGAAACGAUCAUCGGAAGACAAUGACAAGGGUUUCUCAGAGGAAUCGCCUCUGAGUGAACUGAUCCAAAAAUCAGCACAAUCCAGAAAACCCCUUAGRAGAGGAUCAAGCAUGGAGUCUGACAAGGUGGAAGGAGGCCGGAAAAGAGGGGAACUACGGCGUGGCGGUUCRGCCGAUAGUGCUCUGCUGCUUCGGAUUACACCUGAGGAAGGAGYGGGUGAAGAAAACUCUGGAGAAGGACGGAGAGUCCUAAAGAAAGCUGUCUCCAUGGAGCUACCGARRAGGAGCACCAGCCCUGGAACCGCUAAGAUGAGUCAGGAAGACUAUGCUCUAAAGCUGGAGCUAAUGAGGCAGCGACUGCUUCGUGGCGGUUCUGUAGACAACAAGAUGAGUGGCCUGAGAGGACCUCUUUUAGAAACAUUAGGGAUGGGAGAUGAAAAGCGAGCAAUACCUUCAGAUCGCUACUCUCGCACUGCUCGUCUGGGCCCACCUCCACUUAUCAGAGCUGCAUCCAGUGACUUUCCAAGGGACGAGGUGCCCAAACCUAAAGUUCUACGUAAAAGCACUUCUUUCAGUCAAGGGGAUUCAGAACCUAUAGCUUUACAUCGACGAUCAGGAGCACCUUUGGAGAUUCCUCUYGCACAAGUAGAAGAAAGGCGGCUUAAAGAAGCAAUUUCCAUGUCGGCUCUAACGGAGCAAACCAGGCUAGACUCCCGUCCAGAGACUYCCAGGGAAUCUUCCCCAAAACCACCGACUCCAGAGCCGGUUGUGCAAGAAAAUCAAUCCAAAACAGAGAGUCAGGAUUCACUGAUGGAGAAAGAGGUUCGAACAGAUGAGACUGUGAGUGAAAAGAUGGAUGGACUGACUGCAGACAGUAAUUUUGAUGAAAGAUCUAGCACAAGUGGAUUCUCAGAGAAGGACAUGAGUAUUUCAGAGGAACCAUUGACUGAAGGAGAUAGCGUGGGCCAGAGUAUCCACACACCUUCUGAUAUGGCCCAAAGCUCUUUAGCAGAAGAGAAAAUGCAAGAGGAGAAAGAGAGCGAAAAGGUGUACGAAGAAAAACAAGAAUUGAUCAAAGAAGACGAUAAAAAAGGUGAUUAUGUAGUUGAGUCAAAAGCUAAAGAAAAUGCAGACGAGAAGACAAGUCCUCCGAUAACGUCUUCUGAGAUGAUUAUAAGCACAAGUUCGGUUAUGGUGAAACCAACACAAGAGCCUUACCAGGCCCCAGGUGCUGUUACUUCAGCAUAUAUAACACCCUCACCUCCUACACGAGUUGUUCUUCCAGAUGGAAGAGUGUCAGCUUAUGCCAGCAUAAUGCAGACCAUCAUGGUGCCUUCCCUUCAGCCUCUGAACGAGGCCUCCCUUCCCCCUUCCACUCCAGUUGUUGCUCCAGCCAAUACUGGCACAUCAUCCGACUUACUCGGUUCACCAAAGCCAAUCAUGUCAACCACAGAGCACCCUGCAGUCUACUCUAGAGUCGCAUCGCCAGAAAUGAUCACAAAAGAACCCAGUCCGCCGAAGACCUAUUCACAAACGUCACCCCAGCAAGAGGUCUCAGCCGGAGCUGACUUAGAAGAUAUGACCUCAGAAGAGGUUUUUGAGGCCCGAUUCAAAAAACGUGAAUCUUCCCUCACAAGGAGUCUGAAGUUUCUCUCAAGAUCAAAGAAUGAAGACAGUACACCGGUCAUCCAGCCAACAUCAGACACAUCUGAAGAGAUAUACAGACCUGGGCCGAUUGGCGCUCCCAUACAGUUAGCCUCAAGAAGACUUGAGGAAAAGUCCAAGUCGGUCCAAGACCUUCGUGAAGCUCAAAAGGAUCAAGGGUUCAUGAGGAGACUCUCUAUGCGCUUGAAGAGAACACCAUCGACAGAGCRCACAGAUGAAGCACCGAAAGAUGAGGACUCAGCAGGUKUAAGACAUAGGCUGUCUUGGAGUCUUGGCAGACGAGGUUCUCAGGAAAAGAAAGAGGUAGAGUUGACCAGGAUGGAUGGAGAAGGUGAUAAGUCAGUGGAUGAAAAGGAGCUGAAGAAACCCAAUGAAUCACCAGUGUUGGCGAUGCGCAGAAAGAUCGAAUCAACCGUAGCAGGGAUCUCCACAAGAAUUCGAAGUUACUCAGAAGAGAGACGAGCCUCAGAAGACAAGGAAACAAAACGAACACCAAUUCUUUCUAUGCUUCGUCGAUCAACAUCAGAGAGUCGAGCUAUGAAGCCUAUCAUUGUUCCUCAGAACCAACUGGCGUCUCAGGCCACUAAUGGCGCCUCAUCCGAGUCUCUUGACUCGAUGUCCAGCCUAAAGUCGGACACAUCAAAGGGCAUUGAAGUUGAGCGGAGAUCCAGAUGGGAUCGAUGGGGCUUGACAAGAAGCAAACGGGACAAAACAGUAUCACAGCCCGACUUACCAACKGCCAUCUCCCGGGACAACAGUUCCUUACGUUCACGGCAGUACUCAAAAUUAGCUUCAGAUUUUCCUCCUGUAUUCCAUAUCAAGCUCAGAGAUCAUGUCCUCCUGGAGGGUGACCCAGUAACCCUGAGCUGUCUGCCAGCUGGAAGCCCCCAUCCACACAUCGCCUGGCUGAAAGACAAGAAGCCUUUAGAAGUUGAUGCUAGAAUGAACAUGAUUUCCUGCCCCGAUGGCCGACAGCUGCUGAUGAUCAUGCAAACCACCAAAAAAGAUGCUGGGGUGUACGAGUGUGUUGCUACGAACCCCCUGGCUGCCGUGUCCAGCUCUUGCACUAUAUCCCUUGCUCGCCUGCCUAACCGUCCUGGGACCCCAGAGAUUCCUCAGAAAUACAACAACACAGCGUUAGUGGUGUGGCGACCCUCGGACACAAUGGCCCCCUGCACUUACUCUCUGGAGAGGAGAGCAGAAGGUGAAAGCAACUGGCUGAUAGUUGCAACCGGAGUGGCAGACUGUUACUACAAUGUGACUGACCUGCCAGCAGGGGGCUCCUUCAGGUUCAGAGUGGCUUGUGUCAACAAAGCCGGUCAGGGUCCCUACAGCAACCUGUCAGGGGUUGUGACUCUGGAUCCCACUGAACCAGCCAAGUCCAGUUCUUCUGUGGUUGUGAAGACCGUUCCCGCCACAAGUCCAGCGCCCCCUGUGGUCAUGAUGUCGUCCAUGAAAGUGCCUCCCAUUAAACCAGCUCCCAGUAAAUCCACUACUGUGACCACAACUCCUGCCUCUUCAGUGGCUAAAUCUCCCUCUCCUGUAGCCAUUAAGCCAGCUGCUGGCCAUCCUGCAGGAACUGAGCCCACCUCAGCUGACCAAGCGCCAGUCACACCCCCGAAAGCCAAGACCUCCAUCAGCAUCAGCGUCAGCAAACCUCAGGCGACGCUGACGCCUCCGCCUGUUGUUCCACCCAAACCCCAGAGUCCUGUUCUUGCAUUCCCCUCAACGACCAACAAGCCACCUUCUCCGGUACCAGCRUCUGCUCCUCCAAUCGGGAAGCCGAUUUCCUCUGUGCCAAUGUAUGUUCCCGCAGCAACAGCCCGCUCUACGCCGCCUUCUCAAGUUGCUCCCACCCCAGCGACGACUGCACCCUCCGUCACUCCGCUCGCACUUUCCCCUCCCGUUGUGAUAGUGCAGAGCCUGACGCCGGUUCUGCAGGGAGGAGACAGUCGCGGUACUCCAAGUGGACGGGUCACCCCGUCUGGACGCCUCACCCCGUCUGGACGCAGGACGCCGCUGGGCAAGGCUGGGGAGGGAUCUCUACGCCAGGGCGUUCCCCAGAAACCUUACACCUUCAUGGACGAGAAAGCAAGAGGCCGGUUCGGCGUGAUCCGGGAGUGUCGUGAGAACGCCACAGGAAACCUCUUCAUGGCGAAGAUCGUCCCCUACGAGGCCGACACCAAGCAGGCGGUGCUCCAGGAGUACGACAUCCUCAAGUCUCUCCACCACGACAGGAUCAUGGCGCUGCACGAGGCCUACGUCACGCCGCGCUACCUGGUGCUCAUCUCUGAGUACUGCAGCGGGAGGGAGCUGCUCUACAGCCUCAUAGAAAGGUUCCGUUACUCUGAGGAUGACGUGGUGACGUACAUCGUGCAGAUCCUCCAGGGUCUGGACUACCUCCACGCGCGCCGCAUCCUGCACCUGGACAUCAAGCCGGACAACAUCAUCGUGACGCACAUGAACCUCAUCAAGAUCAUCGACUUUGGCAGCGCUCAGACGUACAACCCUCUGUUCCUCAAGCAGUUCAGCCCCCCCAUUGGAACGCUGGAGUACAUGUCUCCGGAGAUGUUGAAGGGAGACGUUGUGGGYCCUCCGGCUGACAUCUGGAGCGUCGGCGUGUUGACUUUCAUCAUGUACGUAACAAUUUCACAGCUUCCUCCUGGCAACCCGUUUAAAUAGAAAUGCAUUCCUCACAUGAUUAAAAACGGUUGUUUUGAUUUCCAGCCUUAUGAAUGCUGAAGUAGUGAACAGACUCAGACUUUGAUACUCAGCUCCAAUUUUAUUCUGAAAUCCACAUUUUUUUUAUUUUUCUGAUUUAACCGAAGAUUACUCUGGGCU